Molecule: messenger RNA, 189 nt
Organism: Aspergillus saccharolyticus JOP 1030-1
Lineage: Eukaryota; Fungi; Ascomycota; Eurotiomycetes; Eurotiales; Aspergillaceae
Exons: 2
Coding region: 1-189 (62 amino acids)
Source: RefSeq, a predicted model, not a curated record
AUGUCUGCUACCGAUCGGGUUCAAGCUCCUGCCCAGCUUCCCUGGGAUCCCAAUUGCACGCGAUUCACUACGCACGAGGAAAUGCUCAAGAUCCCGGGGGCACCGAAGGAUGCUGCAUGGGUGUAUGGGGGAAGGAUUCGGAUUAGAAGGGAAGGGGGGAGGUUGAAGCAUGGAAAGAGGGUUGGCUAA